This is a messenger RNA of Mucor mucedo, 1316 nucleotides long. Its product is annotated as nucleotide-diphospho-sugar transferase. The coding region runs from base 1 to 1239 and encodes 412 amino acids. Gene Ontology annotation, molecular function: alpha-1,2-mannosyltransferase activity. Gene Ontology annotation, cellular component: membrane; Golgi apparatus. The transcript is spliced from 4 exons. Gene Ontology annotation, biological process: protein N-linked glycosylation; protein O-linked glycosylation; cell wall mannoprotein biosynthetic process. Lineage: Eukaryota; Fungi; Mucoromycota; Mucoromycetes; Mucorales; Mucoraceae. The record is from RefSeq and is a predicted model, not a curated record.
AUGUUCAAUCGUUGGACGCGUACACCAGCAGUCAUUGUAUCUGCUGUAGCUCUUGUGUUGAUAUUCUAUCUUCUUCAUAAAUCAAAUAGCGUCGAACCCUUUGAUCUCAACCAAUUAUGUGGACUGAAACGCCCACUACCUUCACGGAUAAAAAGCAAGGAAAGUCAACAUGUACACUAUCUGUUUGACACAGAAGAUAAUUCCUCCCAAACUGACCUGAGGAUGGAAGAUCACCACUGGGCAGAAGGCGAUAUCAGAGGAGCCUUUUACAUGGUUGUAGAAAACACACAGUUACAAAAGGCUAGAGAAUCCAUACGUAGUGUACAAGAUAGGAUGGCCAAUAGCACCUAUCCUUGGAUCAUUCUCAACAGUCAAAAAUUCACACCGUCAUUCAAGAAUUAUGUUCGCAUGGCUGCUUCCCCUACCACACGUAUUUAUUUUGGUCAAAUUGAUUUAGAAGCUUGGUCCUUUCCUUAUUGGAUAGAUUCAGAUCGUGCGGAUAAUGCCAUGAAACGUAUGCUGCAUUACCAUAUCGAUCAUGCAAACAGCCAAUACUUUCAUCAACUUCAACGGUACCAGUCAGGAUUAUUCAUUCAUCAUCCGUUAUUCGACACUGUGGAUUACGUAUGGCACGUAGAACCAGGCACCACAUUCUCUUGUCAAAUGGAAGACCCUUUUAGACGACUCUCUGCCAGUGGGAAAAAAAUAGGGUUUGCUUUGACCUAUCGAGAAAAUCCAGCCAGUAUGUUUAGUUUAUGGCCUGCCACCCUUCAAUUCUCGAGACAAUAUUCUCCCGUCAUUCGACCCACAGAUAGUACCGUCAUGCCUUGGCUCAUCAACUCGAACUUGGAAUAUAAUUUCUGUCAUAUCUCGUCGGCUUUUCAGAUAGUCGAAACGGCUUUUAUUAGAUCAGAGGCAUAUCAAUUGUAUUUUAAUUAUUUGGACUUCGUAGGUGGUUUCUUUUAUGAGAGGUGGACUGCAUCGGCAGUACAGACUUUAGCAACAGCCAUGUUUUUAAAGAGAAAGGAAGUAUUGUUUUUGAAUGAGGUUGGCUAUGCAGAGAAUCGCGGAGAACAUUGUCCGUUUGAUUAUAAGUUGCUUCAAACCUGUGCAUGUGAUUUCCAGGAUACCCAUGAUUUCAGCGAUAAUAGCUGUACGGUGGAUUUACUGCGUUACAUCAGUCCUGGAACAAUAGAAGAAAUGGCCAAUUUCGCAAGAUCAAAACUAGCAGAACAAUAAUAAUAAUAAUAAUAAUAAUAAAAAGGGUCCACAUUAUGUUUUAGACGUAUGUUACCCCAUUCUCUUUCAAUUGUAGU